AUGAAGGAGUGCUCGCUCCAGCAAAGGUCUCCCCAGGAGAAAGUGACUCGUCAGGAGAAAUCUGCCUUGAUCAACUGUUCUCUAGAAGUUCUGCAAGACAUUGAGUGCAUCUAUGGAGGAGAUGCUGGCAUUGUAUGCUCAGCGCUCCGUCUAAUUAACGGACCAAAUCACUGCUCUGGGAGGAUUGAGGUGUUGCAUAAUGAAGAGUGGGGGACCGUGUGUGAUGCUGGCUGGGAUUUACAUGAUGUCCAGGUGGUGUGCAAGGAACUGAACUGUGGAAAUGCCUCAAAAGCAUUGACUGGGGCAUGGUUUGGAGAAGGAUCUGGUCCCAUCUGGUUGCAGAGCGUUAAUUGUACAGGAAACGAAGCAAUCCUGAGUGAAUGCCCCCAAAGGCCCUGGGGUGAGCAUAGCUGCAACCAUAGCCAGGAUGCAAGUGUGGAGUGCUCAGGGUCAGUGAAGAAGUGGGAAAUAUCAGUGCCUUGAAAUAUUCCAGGUGUGGUCAGGUUGGUGAGCGGUAGAAGCCAUUGCUCCGGAAGAGUUGAGGUGCUUCACAACCACCAGUGGGGGACUGUGUGUGAUGACGACUGGGAUCUGAACAAUGCCCAAGUGGUAUGCAGAGAACUCGGCUGUGGAGAUGCCUCAUCGGCCCCUGGAAAAGCUGCGUUUGGAAAAGGACAUGGUCCCAUCUGGUUGGAUGGUGUCAAAUGUGAGGGGACAGAAACUUCCCUCAAUAACUGUCAUCUUAAAAAUUGGGGAGAACACGACUGUUACCACAGUGAAGAUGCUGGUGUUGUGUGCUCAGGUAACAGAUGGCUGGUAAGGGUAUAACUCCGUCUAGUGAAUGGUCGAAGUCAGUGCUCCGGUUGGAUUGAGGUGCUUCACAACCAGCAGUGGGGGACCAUUUGUGACUCCGGCUGGGAUUUACUUGAUGCUCAUGUUGUGUGCAGGGAACUGAACUGUGGAAAUCCGGUAGAUGUAUUAGCUGGAAAAUGGUAUGGACAAGGAUCUGGUCCCAUCUGGCUGGAAAACGUUAACUGUACAGGAAAUGAAGCAUUCCUAUUUGAAUGCCCCAAAAGGCCCUGGGGAGAGCAUGAUUGCAGUCACGGCCAGGAUGUGAAUGUGGAGUGCACAGUUCCAGUAGGCAUCAGAUUGGUAAAUGGUUCAAGUCAUUGCUCUGGGAGAGUUGAAGUUUUCUACAAGAAUACCUGGGGGACGGUGUGUGAUGAUGACUGGGAUCUGGACAGCGCCCAAGUUGUGUGCAGGGAACUGGGUUGUGGAGUUGCCCUGUCGGCCCCAGUGGAAGCUCACUUUGGAGCAGGACAUGGUCCCAUCUGGGUUGGUAGUGCCGCAUGCAGAGGAAUGGAAGAGUCCCUCAUUUACUGUGACCUAAAUAUGGAAGAUCAUGACUGCAGCCACAGAGAGGACGCUGGUGCUGUGUGCUCAGAGCUCCGACUGGUUAAUGGCCAAGAUAGCUGCUCUGGGAGGAUCGAGGUGUUCCACAAUGAAGAAUGGGGGACCGUGUGUGAUGAUGGUUGGGAUUUACAUGAUGCCCAGGUUGUGUGCAAGGCACUGGAAUGUGGAAACCGAACAGAGAUCCGAUUGGUGGACGGUUCAUAUCGUUGUUCCGGGAGAGUUGAGGUGUUCCACAAGCAGCAGAAGGGGGUGCUGUGUAAUGAUGAGUGGAAUCUGAACAGCGCCCAAGUUGUGUGCAGGGAACUGGGCUGUGGAGUUGCCUUGUUGGCCCCACUGGGGAAUUACUUUCAGGCUGUGGAGGAUUUCCACUGGAUGCAAGUGGUCCGUUGUCAGGGGACAGAAGCUUCGAUCAGGAACUGCGAGCUAAGAGACUGGGGAGAAAAUUACUGCUACUACGGGAGCAACGCUGGUGCUGUGUGUUCAGAAAUAACACAAUCUUUAAACAUUUCAGGUGAGGUCAGAUUGGUGAACGGUUCAAGUCGUUGCUCUGGGAGAGUUGAGGUGCUCCACAACGAUAGCUGGGGUGCUGUGUGUGAAGACGGCUGGGAUCUCAACAGUGCCCAAGUUGUUUGCAGGGAACUUGGCUGUGGAGUAGCCUUGUCAGCCACCACAGGGCCUCACUUUGGAAGAGGACGUGGUCCAGUCUCACUAGAAGCUGACACGUCUGUUGAAAUCGACAUCCAUCUGAGGUUGGUUGGUUUGGUCCUGUUUGUCUUGGUGCUGAUUGUGAUUGAGGCUGUGUACAGCAGCAGGAGGGGGCAGCUCUAA
Molecule: messenger RNA, 2241 nt
Organism: Elgaria multicarinata webbii
Lineage: Eukaryota; Metazoa; Chordata; Lepidosauria; Squamata; Anguidae
Product: deleted in malignant brain tumors 1 protein-like
Exons: 10
Biological process (GO): zymogen activation
Cellular component (GO): plasma membrane
Molecular function (GO): serine-type endopeptidase activity
Source: RefSeq, a predicted model, not a curated record